Pelobates cultripes (western spadefoot toad) is the source of this 264-nucleotide messenger RNA. Lineage: Eukaryota; Metazoa; Chordata; Amphibia; Anura; Pelobatidae. The record is from the annotation of a GenBank genome assembly.
AUGUUGAUGCAGCAGAACAGAUCUGACACCUCUGACGCCUCCAUGCAGGCCCGACUGGAUGCCCUGGACGAUGAAUGUCGGCACAACAACCUCCAAAUCAGAGGCAUAGCAGAACCAGUCACCACUGCCAAAUUGCCACAUUUCCUCCGACUUCUCUUCUCAGCUCUCUUGCCUCCCAGGCAGGCUAAGAACACACUGGUCUGCCAAUGUCCUGCUCUGCCUUCAGUCAUUCAGGGACACAUUAGAGGUUGUAAAGACGACUAA